CGGCCGGGGACGCGCCGCUCGUGCCCGCGGAACUGCGGAUCUGGGUUCGGAGCGGGCUCGGGGCUGUUUCCUUUCAGAGAGCUGGAAGGCUCUCGGUGCCUAGCGUUCCUGCAAAAAUUACCUCCACGGAAAGGAACAUUUUGGAGAUUUCCUUGGACACCUGUGACACUGACAGAGCCAGCGUCCUGGACCUUUUCAGGUUUGCUGGCAAGUUGAUUUCGAGGCGUCAUGUCCGCGUCAAUGAAAGAAUGCCUUCAGCUUCAGCUGCUGGAAAUGGAAAUGCUGUUUUCUAUGUUUCCUAAUCACGGGGAAGUGAAACUUGAAGAUGUAAAUGCCCUGACGAUCAUAAAGCGAUAUUUGGAAGGCACAAGGGAGGCACUACCACCAAAAAUCGAAUUUGUGAUAACACUGCAGAUUGAGGAGCCCAAGGUGAAAAUUGAUUUGCAAGUGACCAUGCCUCACAGCUACCCCUAUGUAGCACUGCAGCUGUUUGGACGAUCACCCGAGCUUGACAGACAACAGCAGCUACUUCUCAACAAAAGUCUCACAUCUUACAUAGGAACUUUUGAUCCAGGUGAGCUGUGUGUGUGUGCAGCAAUCCAGUGGUUGCAAGAUAAUAGCGCCUCCUAUUUCCUGAACAAAAAGCUAGUUUAUGAACCAUCCACACAAGCGAAACCAGUCAAGAAUACGUUUCUCCGAAUGUGGAUCUACAGUCACCAUAUAUAUCAGCAGGACUUAAGGAAAAAGAUCUUGGAUAUUGGGAAAAGGUUAGAUGUGACUGGAUUUUGCAUGACAGGAAAGCCUGGUAUAAUCUGUGUGGAGGGCUUCAAAGAUCACUGUGAGGAAUUCUGGCAUGCAAUUAGAUAUCCCAAUUGGAAACACAUAUCUUGUAAACAUGCUGAAAGUAUAGAAACGGAAGGAAAUGGGGAAGAUCUGCGCCUGUUCCAUUCUUUUGAAGAAUUACUCCUUGAAGCCCAUGGGGACUAUGGAUUGAGAAAUGACUAUCACAUGAAUCUGGGCCAGUUCUUGGAAUUUCUGAGAAAACACAAAAGUGAGCAUGUUUUCCAGAUAUUAUUUGGUAUUGAAAGCAAAAGCUCAGAUUCUUAGGAAGCUAUGAAGAUCCCUAUGUUUGUAACAUCAUUAAACUAGUAUUUCUGUUAAUAAGAGAAAAUUUAAUGGGCCAGUGUCUAUUUGAUGUACUGUAACAUAGGUCCAGAAUUUUUAACCUGGUAAUAAAAUACACAGGUCUUUUAACUUUGUUAACAGUGAAAUCGUGAUGUUAUCUCUAUGUUCUUAUGUUAAUUGGAAAUAAUUUUAUUCCAUUAAACCAGCAAAACUGAUUUGAUUAAAGGGGAGUACAAAGCCCACAGUUGCUGUCAAUAGCUGUGAACUCAAAUGCAAACAGCAUUUCUCCCAUUUUGUGAGCCUACAGAGAAUACUGUGUUUUCUUUGUUUCAUUAUUGGAGCUGUUCUAAGUCAAGUUUAAAAUGAGAACAAAGAGAACACAUGUUUGUUACACUUCUUAUUAUAAACCCCCUAAUUUUUUUUUUCUUUUACUAGAACCAAAUGCUGUCUGGUAGAGAACUCCAAAUAAUGAAGUGUAAUGAUAGAGAUGUAUACUGUUAUGUGUUCCUUGCUAUUUCCAUUAGAUGAGUCAUGAUACUGAGGCUGAUGUUACCUAAAUUCUUAGUACAAUUAUUAUCCACACACACACAAAAGGAUUCUUGCUCCAGGUAAUGCCCCUGGCAGCCUCUGCCUCUGUGCUAUACGCAUUCCUGUGUUGGACAGAAGUGUUGACAAAGGACUAAUGUGGCUAGCUCCUGACCAUCAGCUUACUUGGGAGAAAAAUAUCAAGCUGUACAUUUCAUCUCCUGUGAAAAUUCCAAGUUCCACAGGUUUCACCAGCCAUUUUCAAGAUGACACUUUAUUUUAAUGGUUAUAAGUCCUGGUAGGGGAGCUCUACGAAAGUGUUCAGGACAAUGUAUCCUCUCCCUAAGGAUUUCUGAGGUCCCCCGUGUGUUAUGAGGGCUGCCACUGCCUAGGACUCCUUGAUUUUCUCUCCUCUCUCUUACUGCCCUUUCAUUUCUCCGCUGGUACCCAGGCACCCUACUGACACUAUGGUCCCCCAAGGAUGCCAAAGGUGGAUCUGAGAUUUAGAAACGGGAAUGUCUCACUCCCUACUUUGUGGAUCUGCUAAGUGCCAAAUACUGCUGCAUGUGCCAGGUGAUCUACAGAAUCUUUAAUGUAAUAGUCCAUUCUGGUCUUACUCUCUUUUCCGGUCUUACUUUCUAGAACACAGCCAUGUAUAUGUCUGGGUGAGGGGAAGCCCUAGACCCCUAAGGAGACACUCCUGAUCGUGAGGACUUGCAGCUGUAUCCACUCAGUGACACCUGUGCCUUGAGCUCAAAAGGCAGCUCCUUUUAGCACACAAUUCAGACCGUCACUGUGGCUGCCAUUUCUGAGUUAGUCCUGUCCCUCAGAAUAGCUUGGACUCAAGCUGGGGCCUCACACUCUACGUGUACACAAGUGGAGGAGUUAGUAUUUGCAUUACCAGAGACUCAUAUCCCAGUCUAUAAGAGGAUCAAAACAUAACAUAGGAUUCAGUUUCCCAUAUAACCUCCUCAGUAAGUAUCAGUAAGUAAAAUUAGCAUUUAUUGGUUUUUAGGUCCCAAACAGAUGACACUCCAUGAGCUUUUUCUCUUUGAACUAAGACAACAUAUGCCAUCUACCUAAUAAGUACAAAAGCCAUUGAGAUCUUGCUGUGAUUAAAUCGACAAAUAUAUCUUCAGAAAGUCACUUAAGAGAACUAAAAUAUAGACUUAAAAUAAAUGUUUUUCAUAAAUCAAUAGCUGAAAUCAUUUAUUUUGAACUCUUUACUGUAAUGGAGUUCGGUAAAAACUAGUUUUACACAUUCUAUAGGCGCAUGAAAGAAUACAUUUCUUCCUCUCAGGAGCAGUAAUAGUAUUCAUUAGUUAGGGCAGAACUAUAGGUUUCAGAAGAAAAACUUAGGAACUCUGGCCAGGGAUAUAACUGUAUGUGGUAGAGUAAAUGCCUUGCAUAUAUGAAGCCCUUGCAAUUCUUCACACCACCACUAUAUGUAAAGUAUAGCACUGUAGCACUGUUCUCCCAUCGUUGAUGGAUUUGCCUGAGCGGACACCAGUAACGUCUCCAUUGUGAGACUUGUUACUGUUUUUUGGCAUAUCGAAUAUGCCACGGGUAGCUUGCCAGGCUCUGCCGUGUGGCUGGGAUAGUCUAGGUAGCUUGCUGGGCUCUCCGAGAGGGACAGAGGAAUUGAACCUGGGUCAGCCGCGUGCAAGGCAAACACCCUACCCACUGUGCUAUCACAUAUAUUUAUGUAUAUAUAUUUAUGUAUAUAUACUUAUGUGAUCAUUCAAAACUCAGUCUUUUUUGUAUCAUAGACUGCUGGCCUUGUUUGCCCAGCCUGAUGGGAGUGCAUACUACCCUUCUAUCUACUUUCUCCCACUUACCUCUCCCUAUCAUAAUGCCCUUCAAUUCUGAGUGAGUUUCUUUGUGAGUUUGGGAUUUCGGAGUAAAAGUGAUUGGGAUCAAAUCAUCCUCUAGCAUCCUUCUGGAAAAGUGGUUUUUGACCUCUUUCUGCUUAAAUCCAUAGUGCCCCCUUCGUUUUUGGCACACUGAAUGCUCAAUUGCUUGAUACCUCCUUUGAAUUAUCCAAAAGCUGACCUUUUUCUUGAAUUGUUUAUUGCUUGUAACUUGAGAACAAUGACACUGUACAUACCAUAUAUUUUUAAUAGUCAUUUGGAAAAUAACUGUUUCUGUGGACAAAACUAUUCUAAUUGAUCUUGCUUCUUAUUAUCAUAACCAUUUUCAUCUUUUCUGCAAUUAAUUGCUGCAAAGUGCUGUUACUAUUCAGCUUUCAUGAAGCCAAGAAUUCUGAUGACUCUUGAAAUGAGAACACCAUUUUAGCCAAAGCAUCUCCCACAGAUCUUCCCAGCUUACAGUGAAGAGUCCUGAAAACACUUUCGGGAAUGCUACUGCAUUGGCCUCACCAAUAUAUUUCUCAAAGCUUUAGUGAAAGGAAUGUCACAGUUAGGUCCUCUUGAGAAGUUUGAGGGAUUGUAAGGAUUUGGAGGGUCUGUCAGAUCAGACUGUUAUAACAAUGCCACUCUGAUACUCUUAUUUCUGUAAAUUUUUUAUUCCUUUAUAUUAUUUCAAGGGAUGUUCACCUUUUCAAUUUCAUGUAAUGUGGGCCCAUAAGUCUUCAUUUCAGUCAAAUAACUGAACCAACAAGAGAACCAGCCACUUUCAGUUGCUCAAGACGCAUACUGAAUCCAAAAACCUCUGCCUGGUGUACCCCUAUCAAGUCAGUUCUGCCCAAACCUCAAUAUUUCUCCUACCUCAGUUUAUUUAGAGAAUUGCAUAGGUUUUCCCACACAUUUUCCAAUAAAAACAACCUGGAAUUCUUUUGUUGGGAAUCUUCUGGGACUGACUUUUUAAAUGUGUUCACUAGCAUUCUCUCACCAUGCUAAAAUCUGCUCUAUGUGUACUGAUAAUAAGUUAUGUGGAUGAAAAAGGAGAUAAAGUGAGGUUUUUACAGGAUCUUUAAGCAAGGCAUUAGUAACCCUCUUUAAAUGGGAAAUGUUCCUGCUUGAUUAGGAAAGCAGAAUGUGUACAGUAUAACCAUUUAGCUAGGGUUGAGGGAUUUCCUGGGGUAUGAUUCCUUAUGUACUCAAAACUAUGCUAGAGUUAGGGUUGCUUAAGUCAUACAAAUCUGCACACCAACAUCUCAUCCCAAAUCAAGAUCCCAUAACUGUCUCCUAGUUGAUACUUUCUCUUAGCCUUUACAUAAAGGCCUUACUUAUGAGGAUUUUGAUGCAACUCCUUAAUAUAAUUCGACAACCAGCAAAUUUAGUAUGACCUUAGUUUUUAACUAUUUCAAACUUUUAGCGUGCAAGAAAAAAAUUUUAAGCAAAAACAUAAGCAUUUCCCAGUUUUAAAACCAUACUUUGUGCUGAAAAUUCAAGCAUUUAACCUAAAUUCUCUAUUAGUAUAGCAAGUGACAACCCUAUCAAGCAGUCCUGAAAUCCUUUACCUAUCAUAGUUUUAUAGCAGCAGACUUAAAUUUUUUCUUAAGGCUUUAUAAGCUAAAAGGUUACCAUCAGUAGGUAAUGCAUUCCAUCUGUUUUCUUAUUUUGUAAUCAUGUUUCAGAGGUCCCAAAGAUAUUUUGCUACAUUAAUUUUUAUGAACUUUAUAUUUUUACUAUUCAAAUCUGGUUCACCUUUUUACAUAGUGGAAGGUAAAUUUAUUACAUUUUUCUCUAUGUGGUAAUUAAUCCAGUUUUCCCAAUACUUUUACUAAACACUAUUCUUUAUCUAGUGAUUUUUGAAACCCAUGUAUUUGGAUGGCUGAGGAUCUGUGAAUUUCUAUGUUAUUGCAUUGUUCAAUGUUAUGAGAAUAUGUGGAUUUGGGAAAGCUAUAUAUAAAGUAACAGGCAGUACCUUGUUAAUAAUUUCAUAUGGGUUACAUGUUGAGAUUAACAUUUCAGGUAUUGUUUUAAAUAAAAUAUACUAUUAACAUGACUUCCUCUUAUUCUUUUU
Messenger RNA from Sorex araneus (European shrew), 5577 nucleotides. It is a transcript of the gene RWDD2A, whose product is annotated as RWD domain containing 2A. The transcript is spliced from 3 exons. Bases 229 to 1107 code for a protein of 292 amino acids. Gene Ontology annotation, molecular function: protein binding. NCBI's taxonomy places the organism in Eukaryota, Metazoa, Chordata, Mammalia, Eulipotyphla, Soricidae. The record is from RefSeq and is a predicted model, not a curated record.